Messenger RNA from Melanotaenia boesemani (Boeseman's rainbowfish), 4587 nucleotides. It is a transcript of the gene cep170ab, whose product is annotated as centrosomal protein 170Ab. The transcript has 19 exons. Gene Ontology annotation, cellular component: centriole. NCBI's taxonomy places the organism in Eukaryota, Metazoa, Chordata, Actinopteri, Atheriniformes, Melanotaeniidae. Bases 167 to 4315 code for a protein of 1382 amino acids. Gene Ontology annotation, molecular function: protein binding. The record is from RefSeq and is a predicted model, not a curated record.
GCCACCGUGUGACCAAGACGCGGUAAGGUGGAAGGAACUGGGCUGGGCAGCGGGCUCACAGGAGCAGCAGCACCUCUCUUCAUAAUCCUCCACAUAUCGGAUACUGAUUGUCCACUGAACAACUGCAUGAUGCAUUAAAGAUCAAAGGUGAACUUGCGAAGCAGAAAUGAGUCUGACUUCCUGGUUUUUGGUGAGCGGUGGGGGGAUACGCCAUCGUCUUCCCAGGGAGAUGAUCUUUGUGGGAAGGGAUGACUGUGAGCUCAUGUUGCAGUCCCGCAGUGUGGACAAACAACACGCCGUCAUCAACUAUGAGCCAAACACAGACGAACAUAAAGUGAAGGACUUGGGCAGCUUAAAUGGGACAUUUGUCAACGAUCUGAGAAUACAGGAGCAAAUCUAUGUCACGCUGAAAACUGAUGACAAAUUGAGGUUUGGAUAUGAUACCAACCUGUUCACUGUGGUUCGAGGAGAGCUUCAUAUUCCUGAAGAGGCCCUCAAGCACGAGAAACUGAGCAGCCAGCUUCAGCUGAACCAGAAGAAACCUUCAGAGGCAGAAUCGUCCAAGUCUGAGACAAAACCCUCAGAGGCAGCUGCAGCCUCUUCAAACGCUGUUGCUCCUGCAGCCUCAGAGGUCAGCAGGUCAGAGGAAAAAACAACAGGAGACACAACAGUUUUGCACCGUGGCACCCCCCUUUAUGGCCAGCCUGCUUGGUGGGGAGAUGGAGACACCAAUGAUCCGCAGCCAGGAAGGCCAGAGGAGAAGAGCUCAGACCGAAAGAGAGAAAAAGCUGAAACAGAAACCAAGAAAAGUGCAGAGAUUCUGAAGUCUACCCCGCAAACAGCCCCCAACCAAGAGCCAAGUUACUUUGAAAUCCCAACUAAGGAUACACCACCUUCUUGUAAAGUGAGUGAUGAACCCCCCUCACAAGAACAAGAAACUGGUGCUUCUGCUGCUGCAGAGCCCAUCCAAGGCCAUGCCUCCUUCACCAUUGAGUUUGACCCCGGGGCAUCAGGUAAAGUGACUGUCAAAGAUCGAGUGGCAAAAGUAGGACCAGAGACCCGACCACGUCCUAAAAGGGCAGGUGGGGAAGAGCUGAGUCCCCUUCAAACAGCCAUGGUAGCAGCGGAGGUUAAAGUUGCUGACUGGUUGGCUCAGAAUGAGCUGCCAUUGGCUGUAAAAGAGACAGUUGCAGAAGAUGAUGGAGAAAGUGUUAAGAGUGAUGUUCCUGUGCAACUGAGAAGUCUCAAAGGCAGUAAACACGAGGAUGGCACUCAGAGUGAUUCAGAGAAUGCACUAGGAGAACAACGCAGGGCUGCAGCUCUGGAAGAGCGCCCGUGGGGUCUUUGGGGCAGCCGUGGGAUGAAGAUCAGAGAGGGCCGUGCAAAUGUACCGGAGGGUCUCUUUGCGGAGGAGGACAGUCCUGCGCGUCGUCGCAAGUCUUCAGUUUCCAAAGUGGCAAGUGGACUGGCAGAGAAGCGACGUGGCUCGGCACCGCAUCAGCAGAGUGGGCGCAAUGAGAGCCAUCGCCAUGGAGAUGACUUCAGUGACAGAGGGACUUACAUCAUUGAGUUGGAGAAUGGAGAUAAUGAAGAGGAGGAGGCUAGGAAACUAAUUGACAAAGUGUUUGGCGUGGAUGAGCAGUGUGUUUCUAGGUUAGGGGGCCAUGGCCAAAGAGAGAGGCUCCCUUCCCAGAGGUCUGGUACUGGGGACAAAGGACAGCCAGGACACUUGGAGACAGAGAUUUUGUCUGAAGAGUUGAUGGUGGGUGGUCCUCGCUGGGUGUCACAGUGGGCUACUCUUGCUGCCAGCCACAUCAGAACAGACCCUGAGGGAUCAGGAGGGGACAGCCAUAUCAUGGUCACAGAGGAAAGAGCUGAAAAAAGUGAAUCCAGCCAUUCGGCCUCUGUUGUGUCCUCUGGGUACACGGAGCGUAAGAGAAGAACCCUUCCCCAACUACCUGGUGAGGACCUCAUCCGUGGGAGGAGGAUCCCAGGUGAAGGUCUGCGUACAGAUAUGGGGGAAAAACAGGAUACAGAGCUACAGGAAAAGGAGAACCAAGAGGGGAGGAUGUCCAAAGGAAAAAAUCACCCUGGUCGUGGUACUGGAGGUGUGGAGAGUCAUGGUGGCAGCCCCAGUCGGUCCUUAUCAGCCAAAUCAGCGGACAGUAGUGGUGCGAGAUCAGGUGUGUUCACCAAACCCUCCAUUCGUCCACUGACCAGUGGGGAGAAGAGAAUGGAGGAGGCACAAAGGAGGAAAAAGGAAGAGGAGAAAGCUAGGGAAAGUACUGGGAAACCAUUACUGAGACAGGAGAGUUUUACUGUUGACAAACCGAGCUCCAAUGUACCCAUUGAGCUCAUACCUCGCAUCGAUGGGUUCACAGGCAGCAGAACCCAAAGUAGAGAAGCUGGUAUUGACAGUGCCACACUUCAGAAAGACUCCGAAGCUGUCGCAGCCUUUCUAGAAACCACUGUAUCAGACCAAGGGGAUCCCCCGAGUCAGUCUAUUGAAGGCUCCAUGUCACCAGAGUCAGAUGUGGACACAACAAGCACAGUAAGCCAGGCUGACGGAGUGAGAAAAGUAGUCCAGAAACGUAGAACUCUAGCAGGACAGCAGAAGGAAAGAACAGUGGUGUGUUCCUCCAGCAAGAGUACUGCUGGAAGCAAGGACACUCAGGACCGGAAACUCAAGAACAGAACAUCUGGUGCUCAACAACCUAAUCGCCCCUGGACCUCCCUGGACCUAACUGAUGAUGAUGUAAACUCCAAUUCUCUUCUUUCAGACUCACAACCCGCCUCCAUGCAAGAAUCCAGAGGCUCAGGUGUUAGAGUCCAAACUGGGGGCACAACAGUCGGGGCUAGCACCAAGUCUAGUCGGGCUAAGGUAACCCAGGCCCCAGCUUCCUCUGCAACAACUAAAACCACUAACGUCUCCAAACCUAGGCCUACCAGGACAUCUCUGCUACGUCGAGCCCGACUUGGAGAUUCAUCAGACACAGAACCUGCUGAUCUGGACAGAAUGUCAGUGGCCUCUGAGGCGUCCACUGCUAGUUCUGCAUCCAGGACAGGGCUGGCAAGAAGGGGAAUGUCCAGAAUAGAGGCUCUGGCACAACCAAGAAGACCAAGGGUUGGAUCUCCCUCUGCCCAGAGUGACUCAGAGGCCACUGUGACAAGGAACAGAGGUCUGGGGCCCCGCAGUACAGCAGGGGAUUAUGCCAUUAGACAAGGACUGAGAGGGUCCAAUGUGCCCCCAGUCUGUGGACCUAGAGCCAGAGCUAACAGCGCCUCCAAGCUGCCUGAUAAAAGUAAAGGAACCAACUUUUCAUAUGGGCAUGUUACACCUGCAUCUGGCACGCGAUGGCGCCGUGUGCCUGUGGACUAUGCCUCCACCUCAGAGGAUGAGUACGGCUCAAAUCGGCACAUAUCUACACAGGGACACACAAGGCCUUUCCCAUCCACUCGAGUCGCCCAGUUAGGAGGUUCAGCCCCAGCAACCCCAAAUCCUGCAGGAUUGGCUACCUUAAAGCAGAACUCCAGGGAUCAGGAUGAGUAUAUGAGAGACUGGACAGCACACAGCGAGGAGAUAGCCAGGAUCAGCCAAGAUUUAGCUAAAGACUUAGCAAUGCUCGCCAGAGAGAUUCACGAUGUGGCAGGAGAGAUUGACUCAGUCAGCCCAGCAGCAACUGACCCUGGAGCUCUGGUAAAGUCAUCACAUUACCUGGAGGAGUCUGCAUUUGAUGACAGCUUGGGCCUCGUUGCAGAGCACAGCAGUGGCCAGUCUGUUGAGCUCCGACAACGAGGCUCCAAUGGACAGAGCUCCCGGUCUAUCCGUCGACAGACAUGGAACAGAGAUGAUGCAGUUCUAGACAGUCUGCUACUCGCAUCUGUGAACCAACUCUCUACCAGGAUACGCCAGUCUGUUGACAAAACUGCCUGCAAAAUCAGAAUCCUCUUCAAGGAUAAAGAACAAAAGUGGGAGGAGAUUGAGACCAAACUGCAGGCAGAGCAUGACUCGUUACUACUCAAGAGCUCCAACAAGGAAAUUUCUACAAUUAUUCAAGAUCUGAAGAGGGUGGAAAGACAGCUCACAGUAAUCGACAUGAUGGUGGACCCAGAUGGUACUCUGGAUGCUCUUUCCAUUCUGGGCCUGACAAGUCCUUUAACUGACCAGAAGAUCAAUCCUGGGACUGGGCAGGGGGCAUCAGUUCUGCAGACUGAAGCAGUGGAAACUUCUUCCAGCACACUCUCAAGCCUCAGGCCUGAAGGACUGUCCACUGACCCUCAUGGCUCUUCAGACCACACCAAAGUGGCAGAAUGAGACCCAGGCCCCCAUCAGGUCUCACAAUCCUACAACUGACAAACUAAGGAACUAUUUCAGAAUGGAUUCUUCGUAUCAGACAUGUCCUGAAACCCCUGGAAUUGACCUUGGUGUAAGUUGUAAAGAUUAUUUUUUGUAUUUGGUUUGAGACAAGAUGAAGAUGCCUUUUCAAUGCUAAAGCAAAUCAUGCUGGGGCUGUAUACAGUCAAAGAGAAGCUCUUGGCGUGAUGGACACACUACAGUAUUUAUUGUUUCGCUUAUGAAGGAACUAU